Molecule: messenger RNA, 1278 nt
Organism: Penicillium riverlandense
Lineage: Eukaryota; Fungi; Ascomycota; Eurotiomycetes; Eurotiales; Aspergillaceae
Exons: 5
Coding region: 1-1278 (425 amino acids)
Biological process (GO): L-phenylalanine catabolic process; homogentisate catabolic process; L-tyrosine catabolic process
Molecular function (GO): fumarylacetoacetase activity
Source: RefSeq, a predicted model, not a curated record
AUGCCAGCCUAUCCAAUCCAAGUCCCGGAAAACAGCCCCUUUCCCAUCCAGAAUAUCCCUUUCGGCAUUUUUUCCGAUGAAGCAAACCGCGCGCCCAGAGCUGCCACAGUCAUCGGAAAUUGGGUCCUUGACCUGGCUCUUCUGGAAUAUGAAGGAUUGUUUGACACAGUACUCUCCUUAUCUGCAAAUUCUUUCUCUCAGCCCACUCUGAACACGUUUGCCGCCCUUGGAAAAGACGUCAGACGGAAAGUGCGAGAAGCGAUUAUUCAAAUAUUACAAGAUCCUGAGAGCAAGCUCUUCGGCAGUGAGAAUUUGAACUCUAGGGCAUUUCACAGACUGGAAGACGUGAACAUGCAUCUUCCAAUGCAUAUUCCUGCAUUCACGGAUUUUAGCUGUUUCGAGGAACAUGUUGGUAAUUGCUUCGCUCUAUCAAACAUCAGUUUCGGCCCAGAGAGCAACUUCUACAAAUCCCCCAUGGCCUACAACGGCCGAGCCUCUUCGAUCCUUCCCAGCGGCACCAGCUUUCCCCGCCCCCGGGGCGUAUUCAAAACCCCUGAAACAGGCAUCGUGGAGUACCAGGCAGUCCGAAAGCUAGAUUACGAGAUGGAACUCGGCAUCCUCCUCUCUACUAGUCUUCCAUUUGGCCAGUUACUGGACCCCGAUACAGCGGAAGACUACAUAUUCGGCUAUGUUCUACUGAAUGACUGGUCCGCGCGAGAUAUCCAGAUGUACGAAAGCAUGCCUGCGGGCCCGUUCAAUUGCAAGGCGUUUGCGAGUCACAUCUCGCCAUGGGUUGUUGUUCCUGAGGCGCUUGAGGCGUCGAGGGUGAGCCCGUUUCACCAAAGACGAGAGGAUCCCCCGGUCCAUGUUCGACAUACAAGUCUAAAGGACAAGUCGUAUGAUAUUGCGUUCGAUGUCUCCAUAACUCGAACUGGCCAGCAACCUGCUCACGUGUCGACCUCGAACUACAAACACUCGUACUUCACGCCGGCGCAAUGCAUCGCACACCGGGCGAGCUCAGGCUGCGGGUUACUUACAGGAGAAUUACUAGGAGGUGGCACCGUCUCGUCUCCUGAAUCAGACUGGCCGGACCGCUCUGUAGCACGAAACGGCUGUCUCUUUGAAAUCACCUGGGAUGGGACCCGCGAGGUUCCUCAAACCGGGGGGAUGUACUUGAAUGACUUUGACUCUGUGAUCAUGGAGGCCUGGGCGACUGGCAUUGAGAAUGCCAGAAUUGGCUUUGGGCAGCUGGUGGGUACAGUCGCUCCUGCGAUAUAG